Molecule: messenger RNA, 468 nt
Organism: Lathyrus sativus (Indian pea)
Lineage: Eukaryota; Viridiplantae; Streptophyta; Magnoliopsida; Fabales; Fabaceae
Source: the annotation of a GenBank genome assembly
AUGCAGAUCUUCGUGAAAACCCUAACGGGGAAGACGAUAACCCUCGAGGUUGAGUCUUCUGACACCAUCGACAACGUGAAGGCAAAGAUCCAAGACAAGGAAGGAAUUCCCCCGGACCAGCAGCGUCUCAUCUUCGCCGGAAAGCAGUUGGAAGACGGCCGCACUCUCGCCGACUACAACAUCCAGAAGGAGUCAACUCUCCAUCUCGUCCUCCGUCUUCGUGGUGGCGCAAAGAAGCGUAAGAAGAAGACCUACACCAAGCCUAAGAAGAUCAAGCAUAAGCACAGGAAGGUGAAGCUCGCGGUUCUGCAGUUCUAUAAGGUUGAUGAUUCUGGAAAGGUGCAGAGGCUGAGGAAGGAGUGCCCUAAUGCAGAGUGUGGUGCGGGGACUUUCAUGGCGAAUCAUUUUGAUCGUCAUUACUGUGGUAAGUGUGGGCUUACCUAUGUUUACCAAAAGGCUGAAGCUUGA